CCGGGUCAGGGAGAGAGGGGAGGGAGCAAUGGCCUCAGUGCCCCUGUACUGUGUCUGUCGCCUCCCGUACGAUGUGACCAGAUUCAUGAUAGAGUGUGACCUCUGUCAGGACUGGUUCCAUGGCAGCUGCGUGGGGGUGGAAGAGGAUGAGGCGGCAGAGAUCGACCUGUAUCACUGUCCCAGCUGUGAGGAGGUUCAUGGCCCGUCCAUCAUGAAGCGUCGGAGAGUGUCGCUGAGGCCGGAUCGCCUGAGUACCCCAGUCCGGACUCAGCCUGUCCAGACAGGGACUCCCACCUUCAUCAAAGAGCUGUGUAGCAGGACCUUUCCAAGUGCGGACGAUGUGAUUCUCCGGCCGACAGGGUACCAGCUGACCGUGGAGUAUUUGGAGGAGAAUUCCUUCAGUGUGCCCAUCCUGGUCGCCAAGAAGGAUGGCCUGGGAAUGAUGGUCCCAUCCAGUUCCUUCACUGUCACCGACGUGGAGCGCUUCGUGGGCUCUGAGAAGAUCAUCGAUGUUAUCGAUGUUGCCCGUCAGGCAGAUUGCAAGAUGAAACUGGGUGACUUUGUGAAGUAUUACACCAGCAGCAACCGACACAAGGUGCUCAACGUCAUCAGCCUGGAAUUCUCCGACACCAGACUGUCCAAUCUGGUGGAGACCCCGAAGUUGGUGAGGAAACUGUCUUGGGUGGAGAAUCUCUGGCCGGAAUCCUCCCUGUUUGAGCGGCCGAGUGUUCAGAAGUACUGCCUGAUGGGUGUUCAGGAUAGUUACACGGACUUCCACAUCGACUUCGGUGGCACCUCAGUCUGGUACCACGUCCUGAAGGGGGAGAAGGUGUUUUACCUGAUCAGACCCAGCCCUGCGAACCUGGCGUUGUUUGAACACUGGAGCUCCUCCAACAACCAGAAUGAGAUGUUCUUCGGUGACCAGGUGGACAGGUGUUACACGUGCUCUGUCAGUCAAGGCCAGACUCUGUUCAUCCCCACAGGUUGGAUCCACGCGGUGCUCACCCCUGUGGAUUGUAUUGCCUUUGGGGGGAAUUUCCUGCACAGCCUCAACAUUGAAAUGCAGCUGAAGGCCUAUGAGAUUGAGAAGCGAUUAAACACCGCUGACCUGUUCAAGUUCCCGAACUUUGAGACCAUCUGCUGGUACGUUGGCAAACACCUGCUGGACACCUUCAGAGGUCUCCGGGAGAACCAGCGCCACCCUGCCAGCUACCUGGUACACGGUGCCAGAUCGCUCAACGUGGCCUUCCGCUCCUGGACCAAGAAGGAGGUACUCCUCCCUCCACCCUCCAUCCCUCG
Messenger RNA from Hemiscyllium ocellatum (epaulette shark), 1299 nucleotides. RefSeq names its product histone lysine demethylase PHF8-like. Lineage: Eukaryota; Metazoa; Chordata; Chondrichthyes; Orectolobiformes; Hemiscylliidae. Gene Ontology annotation, molecular function: transcription coregulator activity; histone demethylase activity. The record is from RefSeq and is a predicted model, not a curated record. The annotation marks the transcript as partial. Gene Ontology annotation, biological process: regulation of transcription by RNA polymerase II; protein demethylation. The transcript has 10 exons.